This is a messenger RNA of Symbiodinium sp. CCMP2456, 1542 nucleotides long. The record is from the annotation of a GenBank genome assembly. Lineage: Eukaryota; Dinophyceae; Suessiales; Symbiodiniaceae.
AUGGCGCAGCAGGGCUUGUUUCAGAAGGCAUCCUUGCUGGCAACAAUCACUUCGCUUUGGACAUCAAGGAAUGCCUUGUCGCGCACAGCGUCCUGUCGGUUGCCCGGCAAGCUUUGCCGUGGAUGUGCGAGUGUGGUGCAGAGACGGGCGAAAGAAAGGCAGUUGGCACGGGCACAGACCGCUUGGAGCAAGGAGUGCGUUGCAGGGCGGCUGCUCACUUCCAGGAUCUCAAAGGCUGCGACUGCUUCCGUGCUGAUUGCUCUACUGGACUCGGCCGUGGACCAGCAGGGCUUCAACGAGUAUCACGCUGGAGCAGCCUUUGCACGCUUAGCCCAGCUGAAACAAAAGAAGAGGCUUUCGAGGGAACAUUUGAAAGGCCAUGUCGUGCUCCGACUGCAAUCUCGACUUCUUGAACUCAUCUCGAAGGGCAUCUUGGAAGCGCGCGGGGCAGCAAACACUCUCUGGGCCGUGGCGGUGCUGGGCCUCACAAACACCAGGCUGCUGCGAGAGUUGGUGCAUGUGGUCAGCGGGACCUCACGGAAUAUGAAGCCGCAAGAGCUGGCCAACUGCGUCUGGGCCCUGGCAUGCCUCAAAGACAGUCAUCCCUUGGUGCUCCAGGCACUGCCAAGGAUCUUAGAAAGUCUUCCCCAGAAGAUCAAUGGCAUGAAACCUCAGGAGUUGUCCAACUGCUUCUGGGCUCUGGCGCGUCUAAGGGAGGACGAGGACGCGGCCUUUUCGAUGGGUGUCCGAUGUGUGGCAGAGCAAGCCUCUAGCUUGGCAGACUUCAUGGGGCCACAGGACCUGUCCAACUGCCUCUGGGCCGCGGCACAGCUGUGCCGUCAAGCCGAUGCUCCGGAUGAACUGAGAAAGGCUUUAGUGCCACGGCUGGUGACGAGACUGCCGCGAGUUGUGCACAGGAUGAUCCCUCAGCAUCUGGCCAAUUGCUUGUGGAGCUCGGUGUAUCUACAAGACGUAACUCCGGAAGUUCUGCAGAUUGUGCCAGUCCUUGCGCGAGAAAUUCCUGGCAAGGCAGCUCGAAUGAACACACAGGAGCUUAGCAACUGCCUUUGGGCGGCAGCGAACUUGAAGGAUAUCUCGAGAGAGGUGCUGUCGAUCGUGUCGUCUGUCUCAGAAGGCCUGUCGGAGUCCUCCUCCUGCAGAACGCUGCUGCCGCAGCACCUCUCCAACUGUCUUUGGGCCUCGGCCCAACUGAAGGACGGCCCGAGUGGCAGAGAAGUGCGGAAAGCCCUGCCAGCGAUCCUGCACUCUGUGCCAAGCGUUGCCGACAUGAAUCCUCAAGAGGUGGCGAACUGCCUCUGGGCGGCGGCCCAUCUCCAGGAUGUACGCCUCGUGCUGCAAUCGGUUCCAUUUCUGGUGGAGCGCCUGGUUGAGACUCUGGAUGGCAUGAAGCCCCAGGAGCUUUCCAGCUGCCUUAUGGCAUCAGCCCGUCUCGAAGCCACCGCGCCGGAGGUGCUACAUCUCACGCCGCUCUUGGCCGAUGCUUCUAACCAGCUCUGGCCUCGCGGUCUCAGGGACGGCGUG